Molecule: messenger RNA, 1878 nt
Organism: Tribolium madens (black flour beetle)
Lineage: Eukaryota; Metazoa; Arthropoda; Insecta; Coleoptera; Tenebrionidae
Product: UPF0472 protein C16orf72 homolog
Exons: 3
Coding region: 200-976 (258 amino acids)
Source: RefSeq, a predicted model, not a curated record
AUUAUUUUAGCUCAGAGCACUUUCAUUCUGAGAUUCAGUUAUUUUGUUCUCCUUUUGUUAGUGUGCCCUGUUCAGGGCUACCACAACACAAAUGCUAUCUGUCAUUUUCGUCAAACAUGGCCGCGUGUAGCUGAAAGUUAUCGCGUAGUUUUGAGAAAUUCGAUUGUGUUCCGUUACUUUUUAGUCGUAAAAAAGUGAAAUGAACGGUGACGGUGAUAGUGAAUCGUGGUUAUCAGGAUGGGAACAACAAUGUGCCGAUUCGGUAGACGAGCAGCCCGACUUCGAGCAAUCCCUUCGUGACGAAUCCGAGAAUUCUCAUACGCGAAUAUGGACUGCUUUUCAAGACUCAGCCGCAGCUAUAGCACAGUUGUAUCGCGAUCGGGUUACAGGAGAACCGGCGACGCUCUGGUUGCAAUUUCAGACAGCUGCGGGGACAGUUACUUCGUUAUAUAAAGAAUCUUCAGAGGGGCUGCGGAAAUCCAGCGACUUGGCGAAACAAUGCGGAUACCAAAAACGAAACAAGGAAAUACUCAAUUGGGCCAAGCGGAAACGGCGUUUGAUUUGCAGAGAGGAUCUCCUCGCCUACCUCUCAGGAAAGCUUCCACCUAAACCCAACCACCACCACCAGUACCAUCACCACAACCACCACAGGUCAGUUUCUCCUAAACCCAACCUCAAUCUCCUGUACUCGCAUUUUAAUUAUGGUGUGUUCCACAGUAGGAUUCCCAUGUCUCCUCGCCCUAGGAACAUAUCGCCGCCUCCUGGAGUCUCUCCUCCAGAAUCUUUGGGUCUUAAUAGUGAGUUACACACCUUCAGGGAGGCCUUGGCGCGAUCACCCUUGUCUUGUAUUGCUCGCGGCCCCGAUUUGUGCGCUUUUAUCACAGGUGAAAUGGCUAGGCAUUGUAAACGACCGGCGAGUCCUUCCGAUGUUACAAUGGACAGUCCUACACAACAAAAAAGACCUCGUUAUAUGUGAGAAACGUCAUCAGUCCUGCAAUUUUCCUACUCGUUCAAUAGUUGCAGUUGCCUUCCGUUUUGUAUACAGUUUUUCAUUUGAUUUUUGGUGCUUUUAAUGUUUUUUUUUACGUCUGUGAUAAUUGCCUGAACUUAUUAUUUUUUUUUUAAAGUAGGAAUGCGGUAAUCUCGGAUUUUAGGGGAUUGAGGUAAUUGGUCAUUCUUUUAAAUAAAUUGUUUUUGCUACAAAACGUGCGACGUGCAGGAACGAUGGGGUAAAUAUCCAUCAUUAAAUAUUCAGUGAAUAAAAGUAGUUUAUUAUUCAUUAGAUUGUAAGGCAAUGAAAAAUAAUACAAAAAAUUGGCCAUUACGAAAUUGUAAAUAAGUUCAUCUUUUGUUAAAUACUUGUUGAAAAUUUCUUAUUGAUUUUUUUAAUCUUAUAAGACAAAUCAUUAUAUUGUAAUAUAGAGGUGCCUCGGUCGAUUUUUUAUAAUAUGAAGCCUUCCAAUUUUUUGAGAAUUGAUAUAUAUUCAAGACACAGACUGCCACUUUAUUAUAUUUAAUUAAUUUAUUUAUAUUGAGAGGUUGAGAUUGUUGAUAUCGGGAUUUUUUUUUGAAAAUCUUUUAUUUAAAAAGAUACCGAGUCUCAGGUUUGCUAAAUACGAUCUACAUACACGACUUUAUAUUGAUUUAUCUUGUAUUCCAAUUGUUAUUCUGUAUAGUUGCAAGAUUCUUAUUUUCAACAAGUGUUAAUAGACUGUACGAAUAUUUGCACAUAUUUAUUUAAUUAAAAUUAGUUUUUUUAAACCUUUGUUACAUUGUUUCGGUACUUUUAAGAUUCAAUCAUGUUUUUGAUUUCUUCAGUGAUGUAAGUGUUCUGUAAAUUAUUAUUGGUCUAAAUAUAUAUAUAUUGGUCUAAUUACA